AUGGAUGACAACUAUAUAAAUUUAAACUUUAAUACGUUGGAUGAUUUAAACAAUAUACCCGGGAAACUAGAAGAAUUGAAUGAUCUACAAUUGCAACUUAAAGAUAUCGCAGAAUCAAAAACUAGUGGUAAAAAGGACUCUGUUUCGGGUUCAAUUACCAAAGUCAACAAAGAAAAGUUGGAAAACGCAAUUCAAAAUCUAACAUUAGAUAUCAGUAAAUUUGAUUUUGUUGGUGAAAAUGAUUGUUUAAUGGAAUGUGACGAUUUGCUUGAAAAAUACGGGCAAUUACCAGUUUUGUUAGAGUUAAAAACACUCUUACAGACAAGACACAAUGUGUCAACGACAAUCAACAGACUAAAGAAACUCCAAACAAUUGAUGCAAAAUUGGAUAUGAGUUUAAGUUUAACCGAAUUGAAGAAUAUUUAUGAGGAGAUCAACAGUUUAAACGAAAAAGACAAUUUACUCGAAAAGUUUAACAGUAAAUUCAACAACAAGAGAGAUGAAUUGAUGAAACAAUUUCAGGAAACUUUAAAAGAAAACAAAUGGUUAAACAACUCAAGUAUUCCUAACCAAGCAUUAACAUUAAUUUCCAAACAAUUCAACGAGCUAAUUUGUUUGCAAUCAAUCGUACUGAUACCUGCUUAUCCAGAAACUUGGUGGGGGUUAGAUUUACUAUUGGAGCCAAUUAUUACAAGAUUCAAUUACCAUUUCAAUAGUGUAAACAAAGAAACCAACAAACUCUCAAAACCUGAAUGGGCGCUAGAUUUCCUUGAGAAUUUUUUACAUGAUAAUUUAGGUUUGUUAAGUAUAAUUGUUGACGACACAUUCAAACCCUUAAAUAGAAUAGGCACUUAUGAAGUGAUAACCUGUUUGUUAGUCCCAUUGAGAAGUAAAGUUGAAAACAUGAUUGACUUGAUUAACAAGAGAGUCACUGAUAAUGAUGACACCGUAUCACUUGAAAAGAAUGGUAGGAUCUUGUCCCAUUUGGUUUUCGAAUUGUCUUCUUUUGACCAGAGGAUUAAAGCAAAAUACAAAUACAAUCCAUUCAUAAUAGAUUUUGAAACUGUCCCAGAAAACAAGUGGCUAGGAAUCACAAGUGAUAUAUUGUUGAAUGAUCUGAAUCAUGCUGCUAAAAAGUGGUUAGAAUUUGAAAACAGAUUGGCAUUGAGAAGGUUUGACAACGAGAUUAUUAACGCAUCAGACGCAUUUUCAAUUGACCACGAUUACCAAGGUCUUAAUCAUGACAAAGAAAUUAACUUGCAUAUUUUGAGGCCAACAUAUUCUGCAUAUGGUUUAGUGAAAUUGAUAAGCAACUUGAAUUCGCAUUUCCAAACAUUAAAUAUAGUCAAAUACCAGUUACAGUUUGUGUCACGAAUUCAAUUGGGGUUGAUAGACAAAUACUAUGACAUUAUCAAGAAACAUUACAAAGAGUACAAUAACAAGUACAGUUUUAAAAAUGCAUUGAAUAUGAUUCCCGGAGCCAUGGUUGAUGAAAGUAUUAACAAAAACAAACCUGGAAAUGACAGUACUAUUAAUGAACACACCAAAAACGGUAUCACUUUGUUAACUGAAAUUUUUUGUUCUGCCAAGUACAUAAGUGAUGCAUUAGAGAAUUGGAGUAAUGAAUUGGUUUUCAUUCAAUUAUGGUCUACAUAUACAGGGUUAUCAGCAGAAUUAUCUGAGGAUAAAAGUAUAUUUGAUUCUGCAUUGAAGCAAUAUGAUGAUUUGGUAAAUAAAAUUUUCAAAAGUUAUGAAGAGCUUUUUAAAAGUGAAAUAAAACAAUUGUUGAAAAAAUAUGUCAAUCUAAGUGAAUGGGACUCGCCAAGUACUGCUACACGGUCGGACAAGAAUAGCGAACUUGAGCCAUCGGCAUAUCUAACACCCUUGAUCACCUUAUUGCCACAGUAUUUGGACAUUAUAUCUAGAAGCGUAUCACAAUUGGAUUAUUUUAUAAUCAGCGAUAAUGCAGUUUCAUCUUUGUGUCAGAUAUUGUUUGAAUAUGUUUUAACAAAUAACGAGUUUAACCGAAAUGGGAUCGAUCAAAUGCUUGUUGAUUUUGAAUACAUUGUUAAAUUUUUGCAGUACUCGUUGAAUUUGAAUACACUGGAUACUUACAGUGAAGCUUAUGAGUAUUCAAAUGAUACUAAUUCCGAUUAUGUCAAGAUUGUACAAGCAAUUGAUUUGCUAGAUUCAGUUGAUCCUGAUAUGAUAACCAAUUUCAAACAAGAAACACUGGACAAAAAUAGUGCCCAACUUAAUGAAUUUGUCACAAAAUUAAGAUUGAAAUAUCAACACGAACUUAAAGAAUUGACUAAUUACGAUAUACAGAAUUUAUUAAGUAGAGUAAUGUAUUGA
This is a messenger RNA of Candida albicans SC5314, 2355 nucleotides long. It is a transcript of the gene TIP20, whose product is annotated as Tip20p. The record is from RefSeq and is a predicted model, not a curated record. The coding region runs from base 1 to 2355 and encodes 784 amino acids. Gene Ontology annotation, cellular component: Dsl1/NZR complex. Gene Ontology annotation, biological process: retrograde vesicle-mediated transport, Golgi to endoplasmic reticulum; endoplasmic reticulum to Golgi vesicle-mediated transport; regulation of ER to Golgi vesicle-mediated transport. NCBI's taxonomy places the organism in Eukaryota, Fungi, Ascomycota, Pichiomycetes, Serinales, Debaryomycetaceae. The transcript has a single exon.